UUAGGUGCAAUGAUGAAGAGUUUUUUCCUAGUUGUGACUAUCCUGGCAUUAACCCUGCCUUUUUUGAGUGCAGAGGGGCAAAACCAGGAACAAUCAACACACUGUGAGAAUGAUGAAAGAUUGUUCAAUGAAAAAACAGUAAAAUAUAUCCCAAUUCAUUAUGUGCUGAGUAGGUAUACUAGUUAUGGACUCAAUUACUACCAGCACAGACCAGCUGCACUAAUUAAUAACCAAUUUAUGCGUUACCCAUAUUAUGCAAAGCCAGUUGCAUUUAGACCACAUGCCCAAAUUCCUCAAUGGCAAUUCCUGCCAAAUAUCCACCCACCUACUGUGGCACAUCAUCCACACCCACGUCCAUCAUUUAUUGCCAUUCCACCAAAGAAAACUCAGGAUAAAACAGUCAUCCCUAUCAUCAAUACCAUUGCUACUGUUGAGCCUACACUUAUACCUACCACUGAACCAAUAGUGAACAAUGUAGUUACUCCAGAAGUUUCCUCAGAAUUCAUCAUGAGUACACCUGAGACCAACACAGUCCAAGUUACUUCACCUGUGGUCUAA
This is a messenger RNA of Mesoplodon densirostris (Blainville's beaked whale), 558 nucleotides long. It is a transcript of the gene CSN3, whose product is annotated as casein kappa. Gene Ontology annotation, cellular component: extracellular region. The record is from RefSeq and is a predicted model, not a curated record. Gene Ontology annotation, biological process: protein stabilization; lactation. Bases 10 to 558 code for a protein of 182 amino acids. NCBI's taxonomy places the organism in Eukaryota, Metazoa, Chordata, Mammalia, Artiodactyla, Ziphiidae. The transcript is spliced from 3 exons.